Messenger RNA from Dissoconium aciculare CBS 342.82, 750 nucleotides. RefSeq lists its product as uncharacterized. The record is from RefSeq and is a predicted model, not a curated record. Lineage: Eukaryota; Fungi; Ascomycota; Dothideomycetes; Mycosphaerellales; Dissoconiaceae. Bases 195 to 635 code for a protein of 146 amino acids. The transcript has a single exon.
UCCCAGAUCGGCGACUAUCAGGUGACCAGUCCGCGGCACCGUAAGUUGGCCAGAAUAUGGACCUCAAUCGGAGAAAAAGGUGACAUCUCUUCCCGACUCGCGUUACUGCGAACAUGCUCCAUUGAGAACUUCAACAACCCCCGAAAUAGAAAUCUCAAACCUCUGUUCAAGGAAGCCAACAAAACCCAGAAGCCAUGGCAAAGCUGCCAAUCUACCUCGUUACGUACGACCGCGGGACCUACGAUCUCACGGGUCAAACCAGACCCUACCACUGGUCGUACUUCAUCCAACUCCCCGGCAGCAGCACCGGGCAACAAAGGCCAGGCAUCGCCCACCAACUCCGCGGCAUGCCCGGCUCCUUCCACUACCCAGGCCCGGAAGCCCUGGACCUAUCCAAGACCCUCCCGGCUCCAAACCAAGAACUCGAAAUCGGCGAAAUUGACGCCGACGAGCUUGACCGCGUGCAUGAGAUUCUAGCUAUGGUGAGCAUCGAUCUGGGUGAAUCGACGAAAUGGAAUUGUCAGAAUUGGAGCCUGGAGGGACUGGAAAGGAUGAAAAGAGUAGAAGGAGGAGGAAUUGGUGUGUAUUCACAUCUGGAUGCGAAGAUUGUUAGGGAUUGGUUGAAAGAGAGAUAGCGACUUCUUUUGUUUGAUUUUGAAUGCAAAGCAUAUAUUCUUUUAUAUUUCAUUUUUUGUUUUGAGAUUUCUAGAUUUCCAAGACGAGAAGCAAUCUGAUCAAAGUGACGGCUGA